Molecule: messenger RNA, 1027 nt
Organism: Staurois parvus
Lineage: Eukaryota; Metazoa; Chordata; Amphibia; Anura; Ranidae
Source: the annotation of a GenBank genome assembly
AUGGAGAAAUAUGAGAAGCUGGCCAAGAUCGGUGAAGGAUCGUAUGGAGUGGUGUUCAAGUGUCGGAACAAGGAGACCGGUCAAGUGGUGGCUAUCAAAAAGUUUGUGGAGUCCGAGGAUGAUCCGGUUAUUAAAAAGAUAGCUUUACGUGAAAUACGUAUGUUGAAGCAACUAAAACAUAGCAAUUUGGUGAAUCUGCUGGAGGUUUUCCGCAGGAAGAGGAAACUCCACCUGGUCUUCGAAUAUUGUGACCAAACUGUUCUUAAUGAGCUGGAGAGACACCCAAAUGGGGUCCCUGACUCAACAACAAAAAACAUUGUACAGCAGAUCCUACAAGCUGUCAACUUCUGCCAUAAGAAACAGUUGCAUCCACCGAGACGUCAAACCAGAGAAUAUUCUACUGACCAAACAAGGAGUCAUAAAACUCUGUGACUUUGGCUUUGCAAGAAUCCUAACUCGGCCUGGAGAUGAUUAUACAGAUUAUGUGGCUACACGAUGGUAUCGUGCUCCAGAACUGCUGGUUGGGGACACGCAGUAUGGGGCAGCGGUUGAUGUUUGGGCCAUAGGUUGUGUCUUUGCUGAGAUGCUGUCUGGACAACCUCUGUGGCCAGGAAAAUCUGAUGUGGACCAACUCUACCUCAUCAUUAGAACGCUUGGAAAGCUGAUCCCCAGACACCAGUACAUCUUCCAUAGUAACGAGUUCUUCCAUGGUGCCAGUAUCCCAGAGCCUGAUCCAGAUGACGUGGAGACCUUGGAGGAGAAGUUCCCUCAUAACCAACCUGCAGCCAUGGCCUUCAUGAAGGGCUGCCUGCGGAUGGAUCCUGAUGACAGGCUGACUUGUGAGCAGCUCCUGGAGAGUGCCUACCUAAACCCCACCCGUGAGGAGCCAGAAAAGAGAAAUAGGAAGGGGCGGAGGAGGCAACAGACUCAACUUCUGCCUCAUAUUCCCGGAAAUGGAGUCUCUCCAGCCCCAGAGGGGAAAAACAAACCUCGUCCACAGAAGUUUGACCAUUUCCCCAACAUUUAG